Messenger RNA from Capsella rubella, 2168 nucleotides. Its product is annotated as zinc finger CCCH domain-containing protein 26. The transcript is spliced from 7 exons. The record is from RefSeq and is a predicted model, not a curated record. Lineage: Eukaryota; Viridiplantae; Streptophyta; Magnoliopsida; Brassicales; Brassicaceae. Gene Ontology annotation, molecular function: mRNA binding; metal ion binding. Bases 539 to 1915 code for a protein of 458 amino acids.
GUAUUCACAUUGGGAAGAAAAAGGCAAAAACACCAAAAAGGAAGAUCCGAAAAUUUUCCCACGAAAAUCUCAGAUUCUGGGAAAAAAAAAUUACAAUUAAAAGGAAAUCGCCAAACAGAGAAUAAGGAAAAAUUUCAUUCCAAUCGGAAUAUUUGGGCAGAGAUUUGUCUUUUUUAUUUUUUUUUUGGAUUUGUUCAAACGAUAUAAAUCUAUCUUUGGGUGACACAAAGAAAAAAAAAAGUUAAAUUUCAGAAGAUCGUUUUUUUUAGCUUUUUUCUUCUUUUUAUUUCACAUUAGCUCUUCCUCAUCGGUAAAAAGGAACAAUCUUAUUAUUUCCUCUUUCUUUUUUGUUUGUUUGAUCAUUGUGAUCAUCGUCCCUCUUCUUUACUUAGUCACAACUCAAAGAAACGAUUUUUGUCUCUCUGGUUUUUUCUUCUCCGAACAUAACAAGAGACUAAUAAGAGUUUCGUGAUUUUCUCUCUCUCUCUCUCGCUCUCUCGCUCUCUUUGUGUGACUGUGUUUGUUUCUGUAACGAGCCAUGUCCGAAACUCAGCAGCAGGUUCAGAACUCUACUGGGUCGAUUCGAUCUCCAGAAAAAAUUGAAGAUACCUUCAGGAGGAUGAAAGUUAAUGAAGACAAUUUGGAGCAAGUUAGUCCAUAUCCUGAUCGUCCUGGUGAGCGAGAUUGUCAGUUCUUUCUGAGAACUGGGCAGUGUGGCUAUGGAAACACCUGCCGAUACAAUCAUCCUCUUACCCAUCUUCCACAGGGUGCUAUUUAUUACAAAGACCAAUUGCCCGAGAGGGUUGGACAGCCAGAUUGUGAGUAUUUUCUGAAGACAGGAGCCUGUAAGUAUGGCCCAACAUGUAAAUAUCACCACCCAAAGGAUAGGAAUGGUGCUGGACCCGUGCUGUUCAAUGUUCUUGGUUUUCCUAUGCGACAGGGUGAGAAGUCAUGCCCGUAUUACAUGCAGACAGGAUUAUGUCGAUUCGGAGUUGCCUGCAAAUUCCAUCAUCCUCAUCCACAGGCUCCUAAUGGCCACUCUGCAUAUGGAAUGUCCAGCUUUCCGUCUGUUGGUUUUCCUUAUGGCAGUGGAAUGACAAUGAUGUCUUUGCCUCCUCCAACAUAUGGAGCUAUGCCUCGUCCUCAAGUUCCUCAGUCUCAGGCCUAUAUGCCCUUCAUGGUUGCACCCUCCCAAGGUCUUUUACCUCCUCAAGGCUGGGCCACUUACAUGGCUGCAUCUAACCCCAUUUACAAUGUGAAAACUCAACCUGACUCCAGUUCUAGUGCAUCGGUGCCCGUGGCUGUGACAUCACAUCAUCACAGUUUUCCUGAAAGAGCUGAAUGUAGGUUUUUUAUGAACACCGGAACGUGUAAAUAUGGAGAUGAUUGCAAAUACAGUCAUCCGAAAGAAAGGUUGUUACAGUCACCUAAUCUCUUGAACCAUAUUGUUCUUCCAGUAAGACCAGGAGAACCAGCAUGUGGUAACUUCAAGGCCUAUGGAUUCUGCAAGUUUGGAGCAACCUGCAAAUAUGAUCACUCAAUGCCACUAAACCCUUACAACAAUACGGGCAUGGCCAUGUCUUCUCUGCCUACUCCAUAUCCUUAUGCUCCACCAAUUUCAACUCAUCUGAGGAUCUCAUCGCCACCAAGCCCCUCUGAUUCCACCACCCUCGCCAAUGGCAAGCCUGCUCCAGAGAGUCAAAGCUCAGAGACUGAGAAACAAGAUGAUACUGCUACCCAACCAGAAAAAUCAGAAGUCCAUGACCCAUUGCCACCAAGCCGCUCUGAUUCAACCACCCUGCCCAAUGGUAAGCCUGAUGCAGAGGAUCCAAGUUUAGAGACUGAGAAACAGGACGAUAAACCUGCACAACCAGACAGCUCAAAAGUGCAGGAGUCAUCUGUUAUAUCUACAUGAUCAUGAUCAUGAUCUCAGAAUCAAUUAUAUCAUCAUCACAGACUGGCUGAGUCUAUCCCUCUCAGGGUAUCUAACGAUCUCAAAUUGAUCUCUCUGCCCUUUUUGUUAAUUUUUUGGAAGGAGGGCUUGGAAAUAUCUAUCUUUUUGUUUUUUUUUUUUUUUUUCGGUUUCGGAGACAGCCUUGGUUGAAACAAAAUAGGAAAAGAACAGUGUUUUGAUUUCGUUAAUAAAAACUUGACAUCAUUUUAGCAAA